Molecule: messenger RNA, 414 nt
Organism: Homalodisca vitripennis (glassy-winged sharpshooter)
Lineage: Eukaryota; Metazoa; Arthropoda; Insecta; Hemiptera; Cicadellidae
Exons: 2
Coding region: 1-414 (137 amino acids)
Molecular function (GO): nucleic acid binding
Source: RefSeq, a predicted model, not a curated record
AUGACUUCGGUUGUCCAGCCUAUGGACCAGAGGAUCAUAAAGAACCUAAACAAUUUGUACAGACGUUUAUUGGUUGAGUACGUACUGAUUGAAGAUUGUGACGCCCUAAAAAUCACGUUAGACAUUCUUCAAGCCUCUCGCAUGUGCAAGAAAGCUUGGGACAAAGUAAUGCCCGAAACGAUCAAACAUUGCUUUAAAAAAUCUGGUUUUGUAAAAAAGGAGGACAACGCCGAAAAAGCCAACGACAUUAUAGCGGAAGCGGUACAUUCAGUUGACGGCUGGGAGGACGUCAUUACUGACCCUGCGAGUAAAAGAGCUGCCCCCGACCCUGCCAUCUCUUUUGAAGAUUUUGUCAAGGUGGAUGAAGAUGUUGCAGUAUGUGGUGAGAUAAUAGACGCGGAGAUCAUCGCUUAA